AUUAACGCGUCUAAGCCUGCACAUCAGCCCCGAAACGCAUUACCUGAUAACUAAACUUUCCAACAAAGGACCUAUUACAAAGAAUCUACUUAAGGCAUAAGUUAGGUACCUACCUUCCUAUUAAAGGAAACACCUCCAGUCAGCCUUGGGCUAAGUCACCUUAGUUAUGUGACAAAUAACUAGGAAGAUUUAAACUAUGGAUUCGGAUGAAUUUGAUGACGAUAUUGCCGACGAAGAUCUGAUCAUCGCUGCUACUCAGGUACCGGCUUCAAGUCAUAAUCAACCUGCCAAGUUCAAUCAAGGCCGAUUCCAACCUCACGUCCAACGGCCACCAGCUUCAGGGAAUAAUAGCAAUGCCAACUCAGUUCACACAAGUUCACUGCAACGCCUAAAUUCCAACGGGCAAUCUUUUAUUGACCUCGACGACCUGCCUUCAGAUGCAUUCUCAAGUCCGCUGGGAAAUCCACAGUCUUCUUCUCAGAGGGCAGCAGUAGGCUUUCUGCAACCGCAGCGUAUUGGUGACCCAGUUCCUACAUAUCGACAGACCACUUUAUUUGGUCAAACCAUCCAACGAGAUCCAGGCCCCGGAUCUUCCCAGUCUAACAGGAAUCGAGCAUUCCGUGUAGAUUUACCCCCUGAGCCGCCAACUCAUCAUGAACUAGACUUGGAAGCCCUGAAAACCUGGGUUUAUCCUACAAAUCUGGGACCCACCCGAGACUAUCAGUUCAGUAUUGUUAAGAAUGGCUUGUUCAAUAACACUCUUGUCGCCCUUCCCACGGGAUUGGGCAAAACCUUUAUUGCAGCUACCAUCAUGUUGAACUACUUUCGCUGGAUGAAGAAAGCGAAGAUCGUAUUUGUCGCCCCUACCAAGCCGCUUGUAUCUCAGCAGAUCGACGCCUGUUUCCAUAUUGCCGGCAUUCCGAGAUCGCAGACAACCUUGCUCACGGGAGAAAUAUCGCCAGGCCUCCGAGCAGAAGAGUGGGAGUCUAGAAGAGUUUUUUUCAUGACUCCGCAAACAUUGGAGAAUGAUCUGUCUUCAGGGUUUGCAGACCCCAAAUCAAUCGGUCUCCUGGUAGUAGAUGAAGCCCAUAGGGCUACGGGGAAUUACUCCUACGUAAAAGUUGUCAACUUUUUAAGACGAUUUACUAGCAGCUUUCGCAUCCUGGCCCUGACGGCAACUCCUGGAUCCAAGGUCGAGUCGGUACAGGAUGUCAUCGACAGCCUCGGCAUUUCACACGUGGAGAUUCGCACUGAGGAGUCCAUUGAUAUCCGCCCAUAUGUUCACCAGAGAGAUGAAGAUAUUGUUUUGCUAGAUCCAUCAGACGAGAUGAUUUUAAUCAGAGACCUAUUCUCAAAAGCCCUGAAGCCGCUCGUGGACAAACUAAGUCAGCAGAAUAUUUACUAUGGUCGUGAUCCGAUGAAUCUCACCGUAUACGGACUCCUCCAAGCCAGAAAAGAGUGGAUGGCUCGUGCUGGGCAGCAUGUCAACCAAGGGGUAAAAUUUAUGACGCUGGCGAUCUUCGCUGUUUUAACGAGUCUGGCCCACGGUAUCAAACUACUAAAUUUUCACGGCAUCAAUCCAUUUUAUGACAGCCUGGUCCAAUUUAGAGAUGAAACAGAAGGAAAGGGUGAGAAGGGUUCUAAAUAUAAGAAACAGCUUAUCGAAUCUCCCAGUUUUCAGGAAAUGAUGGAUAAAAUCGCCAGCUGGUCGAAGAAGGACGGUUUCGUCAGCCACCCAAAACUGACAUAUCUGUCCGACACAGUCUUAAACCACUUUAUGGAUGCGGGCGAGGGCCGAGAAGGCGGUUCUACGAAUACGAGAAUCAUAGUCUUUAGUGAAUAUCGCGACAGCGCCGAGGAAAUCGUACGGGUUCUUAAUAUUCACAAGCCACUUAUUCGUGCCGCAGUAUUCGUUGGACAAGCAGACUCCAAACGAUCGGGAGGUAUGAAACAGUCCGAGCAGAUUGAACGAAUACGGAAAUUCAAAGAGGGCGAAUUCAAUGUCCUUGUCGCCACCUCGAUCGGUGAGGAAGGACUCGAUAUCGGCCAAGUGGAUCUGAUUGUAUGCUACGAUGCAUCCGCCUCGCCGAUUCGGAUGCUUCAGAGAAUGGGGCGAACUGGAAGAAAACGUGCCGGACGUGUUGUUUUACUACUAAUGCGAGGCAAAGAGGAAGAUAACUACGCAAAAUCGAAGGACGGCUACGAAAAGAUGCAGGUCAUGAUAUGCGACGGAAGCCGCUUCAACUUCCGUCAUGAUCUCUCAGCCAGAAUCAUUCCGAAAGACAUCCGACCAGAAGUCGACAUGAGGGCUGUGGAGAUUCCCGUUGAGAACACACAAGUCGAAGGCCUUCCCGAGCCCAAGAAAGGAAAGGCAAAGAAGAAAAAGCCACCAAAGAAAUUCCAUAUGCCUGACGGAGUCGAGACUGGCUUCAAGAGUGUUGCUGCAUUAUUGGGAAAGCAGCCAGAACCCAAAAAGCCAAAAGAAGUCCCUCUACCUGUCGAAGAGGACGUGAUUGCCGAUAUACCAGCUCUGGAUCGGAUUCUACUCAACAAGAGCCAGACCGAAGAGUUACGUAAGAAAUACAAGAGCUUCUCAUACCACCGAGAGCCGAUGGAGGACAUCGAGCAGGUGGAUUUAAGCGCGAAUCCUGCGGCGCAAAGGACACUACGGAAGACAGUACAUGUGAAGCAUGGGGCGUACACGAAGCGUUGUGUUAAAUUGUUCGAGAAAUUAGCAAAAUUGCAAUCCCCUUCAGACCGCUUCAAUAAGCCGUACAAUGAAGCAGAUGCGCGUCGUUACCGUCAACUUCCGCUUCCAAGCUAUGGGCCUGAUUCAGACCGCGACACGACAGACGAGCCGGCACGUAAAAAGAGAAAGAUGACACCGCCAACCCUAGAGGAAGAUUCCGAAAUUGAGGAGCUGUCAACGGCUCCGUCUCGCCCGCCGCGAUCUAAGAAGGCCUCCGCGCCGGCGAAAAAGAAGAAAGCCCCGGCUCGAGCACAUUCCCCACAGGAAGCCAACGACAGCGAAGAAAUAGAACAACUUCCACCGCCCCCGAAGAGACGUACUACUAACCCAAAAGCAAAAGCAAAAGCAAAAGCGUCUGCUCCACGACAACCACGUGGCCGGCCUAAGAAGAAUUCAAAGGUUGCAGCAGUUUACGACGAGAGCGCCGACGAAGGCGACGACUGCCGGCGCACCAGCGACCUGGAUCUGACAGACGACUCGGACAACGGGUCCGACCUGGCGGGCUUCGUCGUCGCGGACGAGAUGGCAACGUCAAGCGCAAUUCCAACGUCUUCCCUACCACGCCGAGGCCGGCGAUCGACAUCGCCCACGUCGCCGUCUACACCAUCUACUAUCGGCGGCCGCGCCGCGAAACAACAGCGACAGCAACAGAAGGAGUCGGUGUACUACGAGCCGACGCGCUUCGACCCUACGCAAGAUAGCGCCGACGAAGAUGACGGGAUGCCAUCUCUGAGCCAGCUCGUGGGACAGAAGAAACGGGCUUCGGAGAAAUCUGCUGCUCGCAGGGGUUCGGGGAGCGAGGACGAGGAUGAUGAUAUCCCCGUUCGGAAGCGCGCGCGUGCUGCUGGAAAGGAGGCGAAGAAGAAUGAGAGGAGAGCUGGGCCAUUUAUUCUUGACGACGACGACGAUGACGAUGACGAUGACGAUGACGAUUAUUAUUAGGGAAAACUACGGGUUAUUAAUGAAUAAACGCUACACAUACAUGCGUCUUUAUCUCUCUGCGCGUUCUUAUAUUCUUUUUCUUCCUCUUCUUGUCCUAUCUUGUUUCGCCUGUUGUAGUAUGUAGGAAAGACACGAUUAUCCUGUUGACCCGUACGUUGUUGAUUUACUAUCUGUACUUGCAUACCUUCUAUUACUUAGGUCCUUAUAGUUAGUAUCCUUCUUGUCGUACACCUAGCACAACUAAUGAUACAUGCUGAAGCUUGAACGAAUAUCAAGCCCCUUUUAGCAAGCAAGUACAGUAAAAACCGUAUAACUUGACCUACCAUAUCCCACCCACGUACGCCGUGAU
Daldinia caldariorum is the source of this 4040-nucleotide messenger RNA. Its product is annotated as P-loop containing nucleoside triphosphate hydrolase protein. Gene Ontology annotation, biological process: double-strand break repair via synthesis-dependent strand annealing; interstrand cross-link repair; replication fork reversal. The transcript is spliced from 2 exons. Gene Ontology annotation, molecular function: 3'-5' DNA helicase activity; four-way junction helicase activity; ATP binding. The record is from RefSeq and is a predicted model, not a curated record. The coding region runs from base 197 to 3691 and encodes 1164 amino acids. Lineage: Eukaryota; Fungi; Ascomycota; Sordariomycetes; Xylariales; Hypoxylaceae.